Molecule: messenger RNA, 711 nt
Organism: Malassezia restricta
Lineage: Eukaryota; Fungi; Basidiomycota; Malasseziomycetes; Malasseziales; Malasseziaceae
Product: large subunit ribosomal protein L19
Exons: 1
Coding region: 1-711 (236 amino acids)
Biological process (GO): translation
Cellular component (GO): ribosome; mitochondrial large ribosomal subunit
Molecular function (GO): structural constituent of ribosome
Source: RefSeq, a predicted model, not a curated record
AUGAUUGGCAUGUGGGCCCCGCGCAUCGUGCCCCGCGCCUUGCCGCGUAUGUAUCCUCGUGCCUUUUCCUCGGCCCGGUACUCUUUGAAGCAGCAGGAGCAGAGCGAGGCGCCCGUCGGCGCCAUGCCCAGCGCACAUGCGUACCCUUUUGCUACCCAUGUGAAGAGUCGUUCGCAUGCCGCGCCCCCGCCCGACGCGAUUCGUGCACCGCCACCCAAGGUCAAAGACAUGACUCGCGGCGUGAUGCAGCGCGUGGAUUCGCAGCUCACGAUGGAGCGAGACCCAGAUGAGCGCAUCGCGCGCCUGUUCUCGCGUCGCUCGCCCGACUGCAUUCCGCCCGGCUCGAUCGUCAUGGUCGAGUCGUACUUAAACAGCUCCAAGACAUCCACUACGACAUUCGCUGGUGUGCUCAUUGCCGUGCGUCGUGCUGGCAUUGCUACUACAUUCCUUCUGCGUACCAUUGCUCACAAGCUGGGCGUCGAAAUGCGAUACCACGCAUACAGCCCUAUGAUCAAGGAUAUCAAAGUGCUGCAGGCCGCCAACGCUGAUAAGCGGCAACCUGGUCUGACGCGCACGCGCCGCGCUAAGCUAUACUAUAUGCGCCGCAACGACGACCGUCGUGUGCUGUCUGUGGCAAACGUCGUGAAGCAGUACCGUGCGGCACAGAUGCAGGAGCACAAGUCGUCCACCGAAUCUCGCAAGCGUUCAUAG